Pseudovirgaria hyperparasitica is the source of this 894-nucleotide messenger RNA. Its product is annotated as EF-hand. The transcript has 3 exons. The record is from RefSeq and is a predicted model, not a curated record. Gene Ontology annotation, cellular component: cytosol; intracellular membrane-bounded organelle; membrane. Bases 1 to 894 code for a protein of 297 amino acids. NCBI's taxonomy places the organism in Eukaryota, Fungi, Ascomycota, Dothideomycetes, Acrospermales, Acrospermaceae. Gene Ontology annotation, molecular function: calcium ion binding.
AUGCCGGACCAGGACGACUGCUCCUCGUCUCCAAGAAUGGCUCCCGCACGAAGACACAGCAUACCGCGAUAUGAAGACACCGCUGGGCCUCAGCGCAUGUCCGUCAAGACAAGCCAUGACGUCCCUCUCUUGUCGAACAAAACCUCUCCCCUCAACCUUGCGCGACCCCACCAUACCCACAUACCCAAUCAUGACGAACGUGGCUACGACCAGUACAAGGCGCAACGCGACUUUGUCCUGGAAAGGGCAAUCAAGGAGAGAGCACACGACCUUUCACGACACUGGCCGAUUGAUCACAUUGUCCUGGCCAAGAAGCUGAUUAUCCAUUAUAGCCAGAGCAAGUUGUCGCAGCAGGAGCUUGCCGAUCUGCAAAAGGCCACACAUUUCGACAAGAAGGAGUUGCAGCAGUGGUAUAAAGGCUUUCUGAAGGACUGCCCUUCUGGCAUGCUCACGAAAGAGGAGUUUCAGAAGAUCUACAAACAAUUCUUCCCGUUCGGUGAUCCGUCAAGUUUUGCAGAUUACGUCUUCAACGUCUUCGAUGCGGACAAAUCAGGAUCGAUCGAUUUCAAGGAGUUCAUUUGCGCUCUCAGCGUGACAAGCAGAGGAAAGAUGGAAGACAAAUUGGACUGGGCGUUCCAGCUGUACGAUAUUGAUGGCGACGGCAAGAUCAGCUACGAUGAGAUGCUAGCGAUUGUCGAGGCAAUCUACAAAAUGGUCGGAUCCAUGGUCAAGCUCCCCGAAGACGAAGAUACCCCUGAGAAGCGCGUAAAGAAGAUCUUCAAGAUGAUGGACAAGGACGAGAAUGGCAGUUUAGAUAUGGCUGAGUUCAAGGAGGGCUCCAAGCGAGACGAGACCAUCGUGUCAGCCCUUUCCCUCUACGACGGUCUCGUCUAA